AUGUUCGUUCCAGAGAAGUGUCCGAGCGCUGAUCACGUGGCUAUUUUAUACAUGCGCAGGCCUGGAGGCUUCAUUCCUGGGGAAGAAUUUGGAGCGACGACAACAUCCAACCCAUGGAAUUGCCCUGGUGAUAGCUACGACAGCUUCCAUACCGCCACAAUGGUAGAGAAACACCCUCCCUUCAAUGUGCGAUCCUCUGCUAAUGCCCUCAGGUUUUCCUUCUGGGGAUCAACUUUCCCGAACACCGCCUACUUAAGGUAUGAAGGCAACCAGUACCCAUUGUAUAGCACCACGGAUACGGUGGCUAACUCUGCUUCAAGCACUCCCUCGAGACCUUCUACGGCAUCGGAACUCAACACUCUACCCGAAUCUUAGCAAAGUUCUCCAUCUUUCAACGAGCGACGGUCGGUUCCAUACAUCCAAAAACAAUUACUGCCAUUACUGCCGAACUCUCCAAUAUGACCAUCGAGACGGAUCUAAGGAAAAAGGUUCGAGAAAACAUUGCGCGAUUAAAAGAUAUGGGUAGUUAUCGUGGAAGGCGGCAUGCCAUGGGUCUGCCAGUGAGGGGUCAGAGAACCAGAAGUCAAGUAGGUUUAUUGUGUCUUGGGGGAUAGUAUUAGGUGCUAACGACUCAUAGAUCUUGACGGCGAGAAAGCUGAACAGGACGGACCGUUUCGGAUAGUCUAUGCUGCGACGGACAUAUGUAUAAACAAAGUUCUGCAUUUUCGGCGUUGGGUACUGUACAUUGCAUUUGCCGGAACGAAUAUACCAAGAUUCGAGGUCGAAGAUACUUGUUAUUGUUCAGGUUCGAUAACAGGGACCGUGAUUCCAAUUGAACAGGAUUGGGAGCUCGCUGGGUUCAAAUCUCAGGAAUCAAGGUUCUCGCAGAACACUACUGGACGCUUUUCCCGCGAGUCCCCUUAAAAGGCAAUAUUGCAAAGGGCUCGAUUGUUGAAGGGCUGCUCUCACAACUGUGAGAGGGUGGUGAAAAGUGAUACUUUCGGUAGGAAAUAGCCAGCGCUUGCAGUGAUGAACCCACGUCUUUCUACCACUCGAUUCCAUCUCACUGUCUUUGCUAGCUGCCAGA
Molecule: messenger RNA, 1087 nt
Organism: Hymenoscyphus albidus
Lineage: Eukaryota; Fungi; Ascomycota; Leotiomycetes; Helotiales; Helotiaceae
Source: the annotation of a GenBank genome assembly